Molecule: messenger RNA, 2447 nt
Organism: Scylla paramamosain (green mud crab)
Lineage: Eukaryota; Metazoa; Arthropoda; Malacostraca; Decapoda; Portunidae
Product: cell growth-regulating nucleolar protein-like
Exons: 4
Coding region: 158-1297 (379 amino acids)
Biological process (GO): rRNA processing; negative regulation of transcription by RNA polymerase II
Cellular component (GO): nucleolus
Molecular function (GO): DNA binding
Source: RefSeq, a predicted model, not a curated record
GUAGAAAUGAAAGCAAUACAUAUAAAUAUAAUGAAUAGUUAAUGAAUGUGGGCGGCUAAGAUUGGGGAGUUUAGUGAGAGGAGAGCCAGGCGGGCUGACUAGAGACGACGGGCGUCGCCGUCGGGCUGGUAGACACGUGUGGCUUGUGCAGGUCACCAUGGUGUACUUCGUGUGUUCCACGUGUGGCACCUGCCUGAAGAAGAACCAGGUCACCACGCACUGGUUCAAGUGCAAGAGGGGCAAGAAUGUGUCGUGCAUGGACUGUGGCAAGGACUUCUGGGGAGAAGACUAUGCCAACCAUGUGAAAUGCAUAUCAGAGGAUCAGAAGUAUGGGGGAAGCAACUAUGUUUACAAGGAGAAUAAAGGAGAGAAGAAGCAAGAGGAAUGGGUAAUGAGAAUCAAGGAAAAAGUGGCCAACUCCCAAAACAUGGAUCCACAGUUGAGGGGGUUGUUGCAGAAUAUCAUCUACUUUACUAACAUUCCCCGCAAGGAGGCCAAAUUUAGGAACUUUAUGAGGAGUUCUUGCAGGGUGAAUAAUACGAAACUAGUGGAUAAAGUGUGGGAGGUUUUCAAAGAUGCCAACUCCAAAAAUGACAAUAUCACUACUACUAAUGGUGCUAAGAAUGGUGUGACAGAAUUAAACAAUAGUGACAAGAAAAGCACUGGUGAAAUUAUUCAGGAAACACAUAAUGAAACAGACAUUAAUUGUAGUAAUGGUACUGCAAAGCUGAACAAAAGGGAAAGGAAGGAGUUGAGGAGAGAAAAGCAAAAUAAGAAGUCCAAGAAAGAUAAGCAUGGUUUACACAAUAAUGAUACAAAAUCCGAAACUCAGAGAAAGAUCAACAAUGAGGAAGCAGAACCUAAUUUAGAAACUGCAGAGCCAAAAAAGAAAAAGAAGAAGAAAAGGAAAGGAGAUGAUUCAUUAGUGGAAGAGGAGCAGGUCAAAGAAACAGUUGAGCCAAAGAAGAAGAAAAAGAAGAAAGGAAAUGAUUUGCAAGAGGAAAGCAUUCUUAUCACCAAUGAAAACCAUGUCAUGCAUGAAGAAAAUGAACAAGCACAGCCACAUCCCACAUCAGUCUUCAAGUGGACUGUUGCCAUCAAAAAAGUUCUCCAGGAUGCCCCUGAGGAAGGCUUGAAGGUCAGUAAGCUGCAGAGGAAGGUAUUUGCCCUUUACUAUGCUGCCCAUGGGGAAGAUGUAAAAUCUAAAGCAGAAUUAAUACCUAUAUUGCAUAAGAAAUUAAAUAAAAGAAAUAAUUUUGUAAUGUUCAAAGAUAAAGUUAAAUUACAAAAACUGUAGGUAUAGUUUUUGUUGAUUAAGCUAAGCAGAUUGAUGUACGUACCUGAAAAGGAUUAUUAUGAUUUCAGUUAUUUCAUACUGGCAAUGCCUUCAGGAAAGAUUUAGCAGGGUAACAUGUACUGUAUGGAAUGGUUAUUCAAGGAAAUGAAUAGCUGGUUGGCAAAGUGCACUUUCAUCACUUUUCAUUUGAAUUGGUUUGAAUGUUGUUACCAUGAUGGCAGAAUUAAUUGUAUGAUGCUUAGCUAUUUUUCAAAUAUUAAACUGCAUGUUUGUAAUGCCAACAUCCAUCACUGAUGCAUCAGCACCAUUCCAGUGUAGUGAAGCUGUAAUUCAGUAUUGCCCUUCAGCAAGUAAUCUCCACACAAUUGUGAGACGUUAAUUUGUGGAUGUCAGGCUCACACAUUUGGAAGAUUAUUUAACUUGCAUUAAAUUGGAAUUUUAGUUCUUUUUAGCAUCUGACUAGUUCGUUUUCCUUUUCUUGUUUAUUAUUAUUAUUAAUAUUAUUACUAUUAUUUAUUUUUAUUUAUUUAUUUAUUAUUUAUUUAUUUUUUUUUUUCUUGUAUUCCUCAAAUUAGGAGUUUGUUUUUAAUGUGUUCUACACAUUGAUGGGUUUCAGUUACUAGCUCUGUGUUUGCUUUUGUUUUUAGAAUAAAUCAAUUUUAAGAAUGAAUUUGUAUAAGUACUCUUGAGUUUUUUUAAGUGUUUUAAGUGAGACAGUGUGCUCAAUUGCAGCAGCAGCAGCAGCAGCUCACCAUAAGGCUGCUUGCUGUGUCUCUGGCAUUUUACUGAAGGUCAGCAGCAGCUUAUUGGUAAUAUGUAUUUUUAUGUAGUAUGGUACAAUUUGGGUGUUUCACUGUACAUCUCAGUAAAUCACAGCCUGAUAAGUGACCGUGAUGUAACUUGGCAGACUUUAGGAAUGCAUCACUAGGUGCUGCUUGUAUACUGAGAUGGAAUUAUAUCAGUGGAAGUUACUGAUUGAUCUUCACAUUAUUCAGCUCCUGGAUUCAUUUUAUAUUUACUGAUGGAUUUGUACCAGAUCAUUAAUGCUGAGUGUCCAAGAUUGUAUUAACAGGCUGCAGAAGAAAAUUUAACAAUUUUUGGUUAACUUUUCAUGAUUUAUAACCUAUAAAUAAAAGUCAAGAUUGGUAAA